Molecule: messenger RNA, 886 nt
Organism: Candidula unifasciata
Lineage: Eukaryota; Metazoa; Mollusca; Gastropoda; Stylommatophora; Geomitridae
Source: the annotation of a GenBank genome assembly
AUGGAGAGGGUAGAUGGUCAAACAUGUUCAUUACCUUGUUUGAAAGACUCCUACAAAGGGCACAGUAGUCAGAGUGUAGUUGUUGAAAAUGUUGGCACUACUUAUCUGCAUGAAGAAGAUGGUUCCCUUGCAAACUUGAAUGAGAUGGUUCAGUCAGCAGGAAGUUUACACACUGAGGAGUCCGAUACCACUAUAACUUCUGAGCAACAGAACCAUGUCACAGCUUUAACGGAUUCCAGUUUACCAAGCCUGGUUAAUGACAAGUCAGACAAAAGCACCAUUUUUGUUGGAAAUCUGCCCAACAGGACGAUCCGGUGGCAAGAAUUAAAAGCUUUCUUCAGCAAAUUCGGACAUGUUAAAUAUGCCAAAAUUGUCAAGGACCUCACCACUAAGAGGUCAAAACGCUAUGGGUUUGUUGAGUUCUCAAAUUGUGAGGAAGCGCACAGGGCACUUAAUGCUGCUCCUGAAGAGUUAUGUUUCCUUGGAAAAUUCUUGCGAGUUAACUUGACUCACCGCACACCUGAGAGAAAAGAUACAAGACAGGCAGAUGUCAGCAGCGACAGUCAAAGCUCUUGCCAGAUGGCAGCAGCACAGACUCCCUCACAUAUAAACAUAUUAACUGAUGACUCGUUGGUUCAUGUUUUUGAGUAUCUGUCUCCUUUAGAGUUACUCAGGAUAGAAGCAGUGUGCAAGAGAUGGCAAGAGUGUGCUCUGGUCGCUGCCAGACAAAAGAAGUUCAUGAUUCUCACCAGGCACUGUCCUUUUAUUACGUCCAUGAAAGGUGGAGGAUUUUACAAUCUGCUGUCCAAAUGCUGCAAUCUGGUGUCACUAGACAUUUCCUCUGUGGUUAUGUUUUUAAGAGGCAUGGAUCCGUUAAAAGUCAUUG